Salvelinus namaycush (lake trout) is the source of this 1446-nucleotide messenger RNA. Its product is annotated as leiomodin-1-like. The transcript is spliced from 4 exons. The record is from RefSeq and is a predicted model, not a curated record. The coding region runs from base 1 to 1446 and encodes 481 amino acids. Gene Ontology annotation, cellular component: myofibril; striated muscle thin filament. NCBI's taxonomy places the organism in Eukaryota, Metazoa, Chordata, Actinopteri, Salmoniformes, Salmonidae. Gene Ontology annotation, molecular function: tropomyosin binding. Gene Ontology annotation, biological process: myofibril assembly; pointed-end actin filament capping; muscle contraction.
AUGGAGAGCGAGGAGGACUCCGAUAUUGACAAACUGUUAGCCGCUCUGACACCCGCCGAGGUGGAAGAGCUGCAGUGCGAACUGACCGUUAUUGACCCGGAUCCAACUGUGCCAGUCGGGCUCCGGCAGAGGAACCAGACAGACAAGCAGCCGUCAAUAAAAUACAAUAGGGUGGCGAUGCUUGAUUACUGUGAGCGCGAAAUCAAGAAACUCAUUCAAAUGGAGCUGUCCUUUGAGGAGCCAACAACUGACAAAGUGAAAUGGGAACGCCUGAAGAAGAUGGGGAAGAGCUGUGAUAGUUUCUUCAACUUCAAGUCCGAUGACCCGGGUGACCAGGAUGUCAUGGACCUAAACUUCGCUGCUUUGGAGACCCCUAAGGAGGACAUAUCCAAGGACAAAGAAGUCAUAUCCAAGGACAAAGAGGAAAAACCAGAGAGCAAGAACUUGAAGGCAGUAGGGAUGAACGCCUGGCUGGUGGAGGGAGACGAGGAGGCCAGCAUGUUGGAUGAGCUCCUUGAGCAGGUCAGAAAAGAUGACCCUUUAAUGACGGAGCUCAAUGUCAACAACUCAGAUGUCAUCAAGACCCACACUCUCAUCCAAUUUGCAGAAGCACUACAACGCAACACACAUGUCAAGACGUUUGCUUUAGCCAACACCUGGGCUGACGACCAUGUGGCUUAUGCCAUUGCCGGCACUCUGCGGAACAACACGUCUCUGACCAGCGUAAUCCUUGAUUCCAACCACCUCACUGGCAAGGGAAUUUUGGCCGUGGUACACGCCUUAGAGAAAAAUAUAACCGUCACUGAGCUUCGCUUCCACAACCAGCGGCACAUCUGUGGAGGCAAGACAGAGAUGGAGAUGGCCAAUGCGUUGAGAAACAACACCAGGUUGAUGAAGCUGGGCUACGGGUUUGAGCUGGCCGGCCCAAGGAUGACCAUGACCGACAUCCUGAGUCGGAACAUGGACUUGCAGCGGCAACGUCGACUGGAGGAAAAGAAACAGGUGCAGCUGCAAGCCCAUUCAUCCCAGCAGCUUCAGCCAUUCCAGUCAUCAUCUGAACCCUUCUACAAGGUGAGCGGCAAAGCUGGGGACAUGGCGAGCCCUAAGGCUGUGGGUAAGCUAAACCCUAAGGCUUGGGGUGGUAGAUCUGGAACAGGGUCUACACCACCUCCUCCUAAGGCUGGGGAUGCUGGAUCUCGUCCUGGGUCUCCACCACCUCCACCUCAGGCUCCUAAGGCUGGCCAAUCUGGACCAGCAGCACCUCCACCUCCUCCCCCUGCCCCAGUGUUGGAGGGCCUAAGGAAAGCCCUUAUGCCUGCCUCACAGAGGAAAUUCAGCGGGCUGACUUCACGCCACGGAGAGAGGAACACUAGGGACCAGUUGCUGGACUCCAUUCGCAAGAGCACUAUGAAAGCUCUAAAAAAUGUUCGAACAGGAGAGGAGUAG